GUGAAGGUAGGAGGAGUGCAGCUCUGCGGAAGAAGGGAGGGACGGAGGGUAAGAGGGAGUCUCGAAACAGCGCAGGCUAGCAGACGCUGUCCUCUUCAAACAGAUAAGGCGGACUAACCCGAAGGCUGCAGCCCUCUCUCCCUCCUGUCCACGCAGAAGUGAACGCAUCAUCAUCAAGCACAAGAGAACACAUGCUGUAGCGGCCUAACACAACCGGGACUGCAGAUAGAUUACAUGCGUCAUUCUUUGUAGCUUUGUCAAGAACUGAAAUCAAAGUGCAUCAUGGAUUUUGUAAUGAAGCAAGCACUGGGAGGGGCCACCAAAGACAUGGGGAAAAUGUUAGGUGGAGAAGAAGAAAAAGACCCAGAUGCCCAGAAGAAAGAGGAGGAGAGGCAGGAGGCACUGCGGCAACAAGAGGAGGAGAGGAAGGCUAAGCAUGCUCGCAUGGAGGCCGAGAGAGAAAAGGUCAGACAGAACAUCAGAGAUAAGUAUGGACUGAAGAAGAAGGAGGAGAAGGAGGCUGAGGAGAAAGCAGCUAUGGAGCAAGCCUGUGAAGGCUCACUAACUCGCCCAAAAAAGGCUAUUCCUGCAGGGUGCGGGGACGAUGACGACGAAGAUGAGGAGAGCAUUUUAGAUACAGUCCUGAAAUUCUUGCCUGGACCUCUUCAGGACAUGUUUAAAAAGUAAUGGACAUGAGACUGUAUUUGGGGGCUGCUGGGAGGGUUUCUUUUGGAGGAAGAUAUGUAGUUUGUGACUGGGGAUAGUGGGAAUCUUGCCAAACUGUGGAAGGCUUUUCACUGCCUCAACAAAGUCUUAGUUGUUAUUUCUACUGAUAAAAACAAUUCAUUCCCCUACAAAAUCUUGUCACUGCCAUUCAGGUUCAAAUUGUUUAUAUGUGAAAGAUUUUUCUAUUGGUUAAUUUAUAUGCACAACCAUGGCCUCAUACUCUGCAAACUGUGAGCCAUCGGGUUUCAUUAUAAAGGAUACAACAGGAAUACAUUCCAUGAAUUCGAGAACUCUGGCACUGGAAUGAGGUGUGUAUGUACUGUAUGUGUGUGUGUGUUUGUGUGUGUGUGUGUGUGUGUGUGUGUGUGUGUGUGUGUGUGUGUGUGUGUGUGUGUGUGUGUGUGUGUGUGUUUAGCUAGCUUCUUCCCAGUCUCAACGCUUGCAGUUAAAGCUAACAGGGCAAUUUAAGUAACAGCAAUUUAAGCAUGAUGCCUUCUGAUGACUUUCUACACAUUUGAAUUAUUUUUUAAACUUUUUUGUUUUUUGUAUAGAAACUUUAGGUCUUGAAUGAUUAUGGACAACAUGUUAUAUGUGGGCAAUUGUUUAGGUUUGGUGUUUCCAUGCUUAGACCUAAGAGCGAACAUGAUUGUGUGCCAUUCUAGACAUUCUGAAUGCUCAUUGUCUAGUUGUCAUUUCUUGGACACUCUCCUUCCUUUUUUUAAAACAGUCUUUUAAUCGGUGAGAGAUGUAAUAGUCAUUGUUUAAUGUUUGAAAGAGAAGUAAUAUGCACAUUACUCCUGCCAGCAUGAGUAUACUGUAGGAAAGGAAAGCAUGUUUAGGUUUGCACUGGGGAAAAAUGUAAAGAAAAACACUGCCACAUUUAAGCCAACAAAUUACUUCAGUGACCAAAAUUUUUUCUAUAAAUAAAAACUUGCAGAAUAUAAAAUAACACAUAAACCUAUUAUACUUGUAUUUGUAAUCCAGCCUGGAAAAGUACUGCACUGAUUGGAGCUUGAUUUUCUGGAAGAAAAUUGAUUUGUUUGGAGGUAACAAUUUUGCCCCUAAGGACAAUCAGAUACAACCAUUAUAGUGCAGUAAUAUGGUAUCAAUAUCAAAACUUUAAACAUGUAACGUGAAAUAACCCUGCUAGUUAAUGUGCAUCCAUUUGAAAACAGAAAUGUUUCUCCACUGAAGCCUAGGUCAGACUCAAAAUUUGCAUUCAAAAACAAUAAACCAAAGAUAGAUUUGGAAAAUCUAAAUUUCUAUAAACAAAUCUAGAUUCUAGACAGAUCUGUUUUUUUAUUUCUGGCCUCCAAAUAAAAAAAAAGGAAGAAUCAGUGGAAAUACAAUUUAAAUUCACACUCUAGCUCCAUGACAACUUUACUGUCUAAUACUGCCAAGAUCUUAUGCUACGUAAUUUUGAUUUCCAUAUCUCCGUAGAUAAAUAGCUAUCGAUCUGUGUAACCAUAGCUCUAGUUAUAGCUAUAGCCAUCUACGUUAGGAGAUAAUUUUGUAAACAUUUGAACUACUGUGUCAUUUAUAACAUAAAA
Tachysurus fulvidraco (yellow catfish) is the source of this 2276-nucleotide messenger RNA. RefSeq names its product complexin 2 (gene cplx2b). Bases 283 to 687 code for a protein of 134 amino acids. Gene Ontology annotation, biological process: synaptic vesicle exocytosis; regulation of neurotransmitter secretion; neurotransmitter transport. The record is from RefSeq and is a predicted model, not a curated record. The transcript has 4 exons. Gene Ontology annotation, molecular function: syntaxin binding. Gene Ontology annotation, cellular component: terminal bouton; SNARE complex. NCBI's taxonomy places the organism in Eukaryota, Metazoa, Chordata, Actinopteri, Siluriformes, Bagridae.